CGUGCGCGCAGAGAGCUUGGCUGGCUGCGUUUGGGCGCGCAAUCACGCAGCACCACUGAGCAAAUAUCUUCAGAUCUGUGCGUGGAGCGGACGGACCCAGGCUACUGGAGGCGCAUCAUCCUUUGACUUGCAUCAAGGUUUUGAUUUGCGCACGCAUACGCACCAACUUUACUCAUUUGCUUGCUUUAUUUAAAUGACACGCUCAGACGUUUUUCGAGCUGGGAAUUUGGACUCAACAAGGAUGCCGUGCGCGAUGAGGGUGUCUCUAGUGUACGCGGCGCAUGUGCGGAGCCGCUAGUGGACAACUCGCGGGGUAACUCGCGGACAUGCGGUUGUUGGGCUGGAGCGUGCUGUGGGUUCUGGCUGCGACGUUGCAAGCCCAGAACGACACGGAGCCCAUCGUGCUGGAGGGCAAGUGUCUGGUGGUGUGUGACUCCAACCCGGCUGCCGACUGGCGGGCGUCCAACUCGCCACUCGGCAUCUCGGUGCGCGCCGGCAACUCCAAGGUGGCUUUCUCGGCGGUGCGGAGCAACAACCAUGAACCCUCCGAGAUGAGCAACAAGACCAGGAUCAUCUACUUCGACCAGGUUCUGGUAAAUAUUGGAAACUUCUUCACCUUUGAGUCUGUGUUUUUGUCCCCAAGAAAAGGAGUCUACAGUUUCAACUUCCAUGUCAUUAAAGUGUACCAGAGCCAGACCAUACAGGUGAACCUAAUGUUAAACGGGAGGCCCGUCAUUUCAGCGUUUGCGGGGGACAAGGACGUAACUCGCGAGGCCGCCACGAAUGGAGUUCUGCUCUAUCUGGAAAAGGAGGACAAAGUCUACCUGAAAUUGGAGAAGGGCAACCUGGUCGGCGGAUGGCAGUACUCGACAUUUUCCGGCUUUCUCGUCUUUCCUCUGUGAAUAAUAAGAAAACCACAACGGUUUGUAAAGUGACCGACUUCUCUUUCGUGAUGUGUCGUCGCUGCAUAAAUAAAAACAUGACUGCCAAAGCAGCAUCACAAAACUGGGUUUUGAAGAUGCUUUGUUUAGCGUGAUCCUGUCAAUCAAGAUGCUCCCAGAGAGAAGCCUUCCACACCCUGCAAGCGCUUUGUUGUCAUGACAACUGUUGCUCAGGUGUGUCUGCCUUUUUGCUAACUGAGCUUUUUAGUUUGUCGCUAAAACCCAUUUGAUAUGACAUCUGCUUUAAACGUAGCUAACCUCCCAAACAUACCCUCAAUUAAAAAAAAAAUACAUGUCCGUUAUAUGACAACAAUGAAAACAGCUUUUUAUUUUUCUAUAUGCUGUAUAUGUGAUAUAUUAAAAUGAAUGUCCAUAGUGUCCUCUGUUAUCUGACGCUGCAUGUUAAAAGAAGGUGCUGUCUCAACUGACAAGAAAUUUUCAUCAAGUCACAUUUACACACAUUGGAACCUCAAAAGCCGAACAGCCACGAGGUUGUACACUGUUAGCGAACCAGAUUAUGGGAAGAAGAUAUGACUCCAGAGUCAGCCAAAACAGUAGAGUUCCAUUUCUAAGGUAUUGACGUAAACCACAUUUUUACAUAUGACGAAAGUGAAAAACACAUGUACGCCGAUAGGAAGUAUGGAGGUAACAUCCAAGAAGCAAUACAAGGAAAUCAUAAUGGCUUUUUGAAUUGGGCAACUAAGGUUCAAUGAUAAGACCGCAAAAGUGAAUGGAGUCAUUAAAAGCGCUGGACUUUGCUUUGUCAUUACGAUAUGGUCAUUAAUAUUCAAGAUGGGGCGCAACGACAUCUUCCAAUUGCACACAUUGUAAUCUUGGAAUGUCGUACGGUGCAUUCGGGACAAUCGUAAACAGAAACGUUACCCUGUAUACAGGAUGUUCAGUGAAAGGACACUGGAAUCGGAAAGACUUGGUCAGCAUACACCGUUGCUAGUUCUCAAAGCGAAGACAGCAUUAUUUCCUUUUAGCCUUUUAUUUUGCAUUUAUAGGAUGAUGAAGAAUGUUUAAAGAAAAUUGAUAUGACAAGUGUGAGGUGGGACUGUAAAGCAAAUCAAUGCCUUUAUAAUAUAUAUUACACAUAUGACUGUUUUUUUAUGUCCCAUCAUUUUAUGGAAGACAGUUUUACUUGCAAUUGCAUAAGAGUUGAGAACGUUAAAAUGUUACCUAAAACAUGAUCUGUAAAGGUUUUAUGAUGGUUCACAGUUUGACCAUGGAACAGACUAUUUAAAUCAUUGAGUUUCAGAUCCUCAGAGUAUGUUACACAGUGCACAUUUUGAUUCCUUUUAGAAAAUUGAACAAAAUGUUUUGAACUCAUCAUAGGCAAUGAAAGCAACAUUUUGAUGUAUUGAGGCCAAUUCAUGCACAUGUUAAGCUAACGUGGCUAAAAUGGAUGCAUAUUAAGGUUAUUUUAGUAAAUGAAAACAAAUGAAAUAACUAAAACUAAAAUUGAAAAAAACCUUCUCAUUUACAAAACAAAAAUAAAACUAACUGAUACUACAUAUUUUCAAAACUAACUCAAACUAACUGAUUAUAGCGAAGGUGUCCUAUAAUGAAUGACCUAUUAAUUUAAUACGCGAUUAUUUGGGGUUGAUUUAAAAUGUCAUUAUUUACGAUUUUACAGCACAGCCACGAGCCGAAAGAAGAAAAGGUCAAACUUGGAGUUGUAGUCCUCUUAAUGAAAUUAAGGGCGAUUUUUGAUUCUUCUAAUUUAUAGUAUCUGAUCAUAAAAUGGCCACAAGACUGCUAACGGUACCGAUGUAGAUAUCUGGUAUCGGUACUUCUCCAUCCCUAAUUUUCUCUGUUGACAACGUUUGUGUGUCUCCAAAAGUUCACUCAUUCACAUCAUAUUACAACAUACAAUAAAGAAGUUAUGGGGCAACCGCUGCUUGUCUUGGUUUCAUCGUAUAAGCCGUGCUUGUCUGUCUUUUCACUGUUAGUGUAGGGCGAUUGAUAAAUAUGCCGAGGGUCAAUGUAAUGUUGUUUAUUGGCUAGCAUUAACAAAAGCCUUUUUAGGUGGGCUUUUAUUACAUUUCAUUACAGUAUACACUUACAUUUUUGCAAGUGAAUCUUCUACCAGUCUCAUUUUAGAGAAACAUUUCUACACGCCUCAGGCACCACUGCUAGUUUGCUUCACCGACCGAUGACCUACGAGCCAUCUGUUUUAUUCAUGCCAAAACACGUGAUUCCCGAUUAAUCAAACACAAUCUAUGACCAUUAUUCAGGAGUCGUAAAGCCAGCGCAUCGAUUAGCCAUCCAGUCAGUUUGACCCCUACCGAACACGUAACAAGAUUUUGACCUAUAAUCAUAAAUCUCCCUGAAAAGGAUGUCUGUUGCAAUACCAAGACUGACCUGUGAAAAGCAGCAUACUCAGAGAAAGUACAAAUUACAAGAACAUAAAGUGAAGAAACAGAAGAAGCUAGGAUGUUACCUGAUCCGUUUACUAAACUCUUGUAAACUUCUCCUUGUCAUUUUAAUUGUGCUGAACGACCUUGGAGUUGUACUGACUGCUGUGCAAGGUGCAAUUCAUUCCUAACAGGUUAUUUUUCAGUUUUACAUCCAAAUCUUGGCCCAUGCUGUGUGGAGUUUGGAUGUUCUCCCCAUGCCUGCAUGUUUUUUUUUUCAUCAGCAACAUAUUAUAGCUACAAAUAGUUCUGCUUGGGAACGCAUUGGUACACUGUUGUGAUAACAAGCUUUCUUGUGAGUUUAAUAAACGUUUGCAAAGAGAAAUUCUCCAAAUGAA
This is a messenger RNA of Syngnathus acus (greater pipefish), 3699 nucleotides long. RefSeq names its product cerebellin 4 precursor (gene cbln4). NCBI's taxonomy places the organism in Eukaryota, Metazoa, Chordata, Actinopteri, Syngnathiformes, Syngnathidae. The record is from RefSeq and is a predicted model, not a curated record. Bases 327 to 902 code for a protein of 191 amino acids. Gene Ontology annotation, molecular function: protein binding. The transcript has 3 exons.